CUCUCCCUCUACAGCAUCUUCUUCUUCAUCAUUCAUUCAUUCGUCCCCUUCUCUCUCCUUCUCCUCCCCCUCUCGUCUCGUCAAUGGAAGCACCACCAUCAUCAGAUUCAAACGUAAUCAAAUUCCCUUUUUUACGUCACCCUUGAACCCCCCAUCUCUCUCUUUUUUACUCCUCUCUUUCGCGUGCCCCCCUUUUUCUCCAUUGUCAGAUCCUUUUCUCUCUCUCUCUGUUUCCACCCCAGCCAGCCUACUCCUCUCAUAGCUCUGUUCCUCUUGUCUUUAUCUUCCUAUUACUUCUCUCUCUCUCUCUAUUAUAAUCAACCCUCUCCCCUCCCCCCUGUUGUUAAUUCGUCUACAAUCGAAAUGCGACGAAAGGGAUUAACUUUUGCUACUUGCUGCUGAACGGAACAACAAUCCUGGUAUUUGCUGGAAAUGAAGAGGAGUUCAAGACAAUGGGCUACUGCUUCUUCUGCUGCUGUACUAAUGGUAUUGAAACCUGGAAAUGAAGGAGAGGCAACGUUGGCGGCCUGAAGAGGAUUCUCUCUUACGUUCUUACGUUAAACAGUACGGUCCAAGAGAAUGGAACCUCGUUUCUCAACGUAUGAACACACCUCUUAACAGAGACGCUAAAUCCUGUCUUGAAAGGUGGAAAAAUUACCUUAAACCCGGUAUUAAGAAAGGUUCUUUAACUGACGACGAACAAAGAUUAGUCAUUAGUCUUCAAGCUAAACACGGUAACAAAUGGAAGAAAAUCGCUGCUGAAGUUCCCGGUAGAACUGCUAAAAGACUCGGUAAGUGGUGGGAAGUUUUCAAGGAGAAACAGUUGAGAGAACAGAAGGAGAUUAAUAAAAUUGUUGAACCUGUUGAAGAAGGUAAGUACGAUCGGAUUCUUGAAACCUUCGCCGAGAAAUUAGUCAAAGAACGUCCUCUUCCUCCUCCUCCUCUUCAGUCGCCGUCGCCGUUGCCGUCUCCGGUCAUGGCAACACCAAACGGACCGCCGCCGAAUACUACUCUCCUUCCUCCUUGGCUUUCCAAUUCUAAUGCUGCUGCUAGUUCAAAUGUCAGACCGGCUUCACCGUCGGUGACGCUCACCCUUUCUCCGGCGGCAUCUAGACCGACAAUUCCAUGGCUGCAGGUGGAUAACAACAACAACAACAACAACCCAUCUCAUGUAAUGGGUAAUCUUCCGAUUCAUCAAACUGGGGAGAAUUUAUUGAUUGCAGAGAUUUUAGAUUGCUGUAAAGAUCUUGAAGAAGGACAUCGAGCAUGGGCGGCUCAUAAGAAGGAGGCAGCUUGGAGAUUGAGAAGGGUUGAACUGCAAUUGGAAUCUGAGAAGGCGAAUCGAAGGAGGGAGAAGAUUGAAGAGAUUGAAUCAAAGGUGAAAGCUUUAUGGGAAGAACAGAAAGCAAGUCUUGAUAGAAUUGAAGGUGAGUAUAGAGAACAAUUGGCUGGACUUAGAAAAGAUGCAGAGGUUAAAGAACAGAAAUUGGCUGAACAAUGGGCGGAGAAGCAUCUUCGUGUUACUAAAAUUCUUGAUCAGACUGGACAUAGACAGCAACGGUUACCUGAUCCUAAUGGUCGUUAAGAGAUGAUGAAGUUUUAGCCAUGAAAAUCUUUCUGGGUUUUCUCUGUUUUUUUAUGUUUUUUUUUUUUUGAAUUUCAACUUUUUUUUUAUUUUAUUUGGCAACUUUAAACAUUAUUAAACCUUCUUUUUAACUUUCUAAUGGGCAAUUUGCAAUUUUACUUCUCAUGA
Molecule: messenger RNA, 1753 nt
Organism: Impatiens glandulifera
Lineage: Eukaryota; Viridiplantae; Streptophyta; Magnoliopsida; Ericales; Balsaminaceae
Product: transcription factor AS1
Exons: 2
Coding region: 503-1585 (360 amino acids)
Source: RefSeq, a predicted model, not a curated record